This is a messenger RNA of Symbiodinium natans, 6198 nucleotides long. The record is from the annotation of a GenBank genome assembly. Lineage: Eukaryota; Dinophyceae; Suessiales; Symbiodiniaceae.
AUGGUGACGGCCGCGUGGCUCUUCCCUACUGUAGUCUUCCACACUGGAAAGUUCUCGUUUGGGUGCUGUCUCGGUCGCAGUCCGACGCGUGAGGACGUGUCCAGCCGAACCAGUGCUGCAUGGGAUGAUGUCACAUUAUCGCAACGCCAUCUGCUGGACCAUUACAGGUUGAUCAAAGUCUUGGGGGAAGGUUCGUUUGGCGUCGUUUGGAGUUGCGAGCACGUCAUUACUGGAGAAGAAUUUGCAGUGAAAAUGGUUGACAAGGUGGAGACGCCGUUCCAGGACAUCAUGCGCGAAGCUGACUUGAUCCAGACGCUGGAUCAUCCGAACGUUGUAAAAUGCUUUGGCAUAUACUUCGACAACUGCUUCGUGUGCAUCGUGAUGGACAGGUUUAAAGGCGGAGAUGUCGUUCAAGCUUUGCAGGAGCGAACGAAGAUUUCACGCAUCUUUCCAGACCAUGACCUGGUGCAUGUGAAGAGACAAAUGGCAACAGCCGUCGCGUAUUUGCAUAGCCAUUACGUGGUACAUCGAGAUGUCAAGGGCGACAAUUUCCUGAUGGAUCAAGCGGACUUAACGUGUUCCCAGUGUAGAGUUGCUCUGACAGACUUCGGGACGGCAUGUCAUUUCGAGCCAGGUGGGCGGCUGCACUCAGAAUGUGGCACGCACGCGUUUUGGUCACCGGAGUUCUUUGACUUGUCCUACAAUGAGAAGGUGGACAUUUGGGCCCUGGGUGUGUUGACCUUCGGCCUGCUCACCACGAAGUAUCCCUUCAAGGGAGAGGAAGAGAUAAAGAAGAAGCAGAUUUUCUUCCCGCCGUAUGUCCACGAAGAAUGCGCCGAGAUGGUUUCGAUGAUGUUAGACAAGGAUGAGGGCACGCGGGCGUCUGCAGCGGACAUCAUCCAUCAUGGCUGGCUGGAUGGCACCAGGAAAAAAGCACGCAUGAUGAUGCAGUCGUCCUUCCUCAGCGAGAACAGCUUGCUUGAUGGUGAGAGCUUUCAGGAAGCAGAGGUCGACCACGAGGUGACCCGCAGGCGCCUCUCCCUCGUCGACCGCAUGCAGCACGAUCAUCUGAUUCUGGAUCCAACUGCAAUCCCAACUGCUUCCCGCCGCCUCAUGAAUCACACCAAAUCUGCGUUCUUCAUCCAGAAUGCAGAUGGCGCAACGCUCUACUACAAGUGGGUGCCAAGCUACCAGAUGCGGAAGCAGCACAGCCUGCAUCGAUUCCUCGAGUCCCCGAUGCGGGAGCAUGCGGAGGAGAGCCUCUCUUUGUCGCCGCCAGAUGUUCAGUUGUUUGAGAAGUUCCUGAACGAUCAUAACAUCGAAACGGCAAAAUUCGGCGUGGAUCUGGCAAAGUCAUUGGCUGCACUUGCGGCCGAGGUGCACAGUGGGGCAUCACGGCUUAUGUUGGACGCAGCAAAGCACAAGAAACUCGUGCGUGUGGUGGACGUGGUUGUGCUCAAGCUCUAUGAUGAUGAAGACCGGCUUCUCGUCGACAUGGAGGAGCACUUCUCGGAUGGGCGCCGGCGGCCAACACGACGGCUUCCCGGUUCGAAGAAGGAGACAACAGAGAAUGUCCGCCAAACUGCCGAGCGAAUCUUGGAGGAGACGCUGAACCUGGAUCCUUCCAUGGUGUCUCUGAACCUCCAUCUCGUCAGCAACCAGGAGGAGGAGUUGGACUCGCCAUCCUAUCCUGGCCUGCGCACGGUUUAUCGAAAGGAGAUUGUAAGAGGAGUUGUGGAAACCGAGGACCCCGAGCUGCAAAAGAAGUUCGGCCUCGGGAGAGAAACCAGUGGCUGGCGAGCCACCGAGAGAGGCUGCACCAGGUACCUCCAGUGGAUGACGGAGCCGGAAGCUAUUGCUGCUUGUGUCAAGGUGGACGCAGAGCGGUCGGUGAGCUCCUCGCUGGUCCAGGCGCCGAUCGGUCUCAAGGAGGAUGAGCUCACGGCAUACCUCACAGAGCUGGAAGUCGAUGUGAGCAACUAUGGGCGUGGGGGCGCAAAGACGCUGAAAGCAUUUUCCGACGAGCUCAUCAAGGGUGAGGUCCAAGUUGGCAGGGACAAGAACGGAGUCCCUGUGGUCGUCUCAGAGGUGGUGAACCUCUGCAUACACGAUCAAGGGCGUGGCGAGACGCUUUGCCAGUACAAGGAGGAAAAUGAGUUUGUCGUUGCGAGGCGCAUCUUAAAGAGACGCCUUCGCAUCAACCCCAACACCGUGAUCCUGGAUACGAAGGACUUGGUUGGGGCUCGGGCUGGCGGCCACAAGUUGAUGGGCAGCAGGGUCAGACGAGUCCAGGAGGAACGGUCCACAACCGCUUACCCGGGACUGAUCUUCGCCAGGGCCACGGUCACGGAGUUUUCGAUCAAGGUAAUCACGGCCAGCUUGGACCCACGAGAGACAGUCCUGGUCGACGUCGAGGUAGUCGUAUUUGUUGUGGGUGCCCAGAGAGACCAAGCAGCCAUAUGCGACAACUGGAAUGAAACACAGUGUUCCGACAUGAACGACGGCGGUUGCAGUUGCUAUUGGAACACCACAUCUUGUUCAAAGAACACCUCCGACUGCAGUGGCGUUGGCAUCACGUCCGUGGGUAGCAAUUGCACGCUGACAGGGGGUGAAGAAGUGAGUGAGGGGCUCAGUUCGCUCAACGCCGCCCUGCGUGCACUGCCGGAGCCACCGCCUCCUGCUGCAGAGCGCAUAGCCUUGGAGGUGGCUGGAGAGUGCUUUGUGCUCAGCCGCGGGGCAGCGGGCUGCCAAGUUGUGCGGCAGCCAGCCGGACCUCAACGGGAGUGCGUCAUUGCGGUGCGCUCCGCGGCAGAUCUCUGGGCGAUUGCCCGCGGCAGUUCCAGCCCACAGGCAGCUUUCGCGCAAGGAAAGAUCUCAGUACGAGGCGGCUUCUCUGCUCUACUGGAACUGCGCCCUUUCAUCGCAGAGCUGCGAGGAAAGCUCCCAGUUAGUGACCUGGUGCCGGGUGGCACGUGGCUCCCAGAUUCCGCCGCCGAGGCCUGCAUGGCCUGCGACGCAGCCUUCACGCUGUUUAGGCGCCGCCACCACUGCCGCAGCUGCGGGCGGCUUUUCUGUGACCGCUGCAGCCCUUGGCGGGCAGGCCUUGCAGCACGUCAGUGUGAUGAAUGCUUUCGUGCCAAGACGGAGAUCUCUGAGGGCGCAAAGAAGAAAGACCAGGGCAUCGUCGCGGAGCAGAUGCGCCUGCUGGAAGUGCGACUGGAGGAAGUCGAAAGUGCGGCCGCCGCACGCGAGGCGGAGGAUUUCUUGGGGGCUGCCAAUGCCUUCCUGGGCCUCCUGGCAGUCAGCCUGCUGCUGGCGCUAGCAUUCAUGGGCGCCGAAAGGAGCCAUGCCUUUGUCCUGGCGGUGUGCGUGGUGCUGGGCAGGUUCCUGUUCUUCCGUCAGCUCCGAGCCUUGUGGCUCUGUGUCCUGAUUCUUUGGAAGUACAAGCAGAGUGCUUGGGAGGCAAAACGCCUUUGCGAGGAGGACGGCAAGCGGUUGCUGUCCGCACGAUACAGGGUCCUGGCUUUUCUCGGCGCUCGAGGCCUGCGACAGCUUGGGGGCGUAUGGCCGAAAGUGGGCCAAUACCUCAGCACUCAAGGCGACAAGUGGCCCGACGAAGUUCUUUCGGAGCUGCGAAAGCUGCGCGACGCGAUGCCUGCUGCACCGGCUCACGUCACAAGACGAACCAUCAAGGAAGAUUUGGGCAAGACGGUGGAAGAGCUCUUCCGAAGCUUUGAGGAGCAGCCAAUUGCCAGCGCGUCCAUCGGCCAGGUGCACAAGGCGAUCCUUCACGAUGGUCGGCUAGUGGCAGUGAAGGUCCAGCACCGGCAUGCAGAAAGACAAAUCCCGAUCGAUGUCGCCUACAUGCGCCUCCUUGCGAAUCUGGCAUGGUUGCUGACGAUGGGCGAGGUUGACUUGAUGCCCGUGGUGGUGGAGUGGCUUGGUGCCGUGGUGGAAGAGCUGGACUUUAAGAACGAAGCCAAGAAUCAGGCACGGGGCCGCGCAGAGCUCCAAGCAGCGGGCCUCGACAUUGUUGUGCCCGAAGUCUACGAGUCCCUCUGCGGCCGUCGUGUGCUCGUCAUGGAGUUCGUCGAGGGCCACCAGGUCACGGCGGGCGAUGCAUCAAUGUCAGCAGCCGAACGCCUGCAGGUUAUGACGUCCCUGGUCCGGGCGUAUGCGCACGGACUGUUUGUGUCCGGGCACUUCAACGGCGAUCCUCAUGCGGGCAACCUACUGGUGACCCGCAGGAAUGGGAAGGCCCAAUGCGUGCUGUUGGACUGGGGCCUUACGAAGGAGCUAACCAACCAACGGCGGCUGGCUGCCUGUAAGCUCAUCGUGGCCGUGGGCAUGAAGGAUACCAACGGCAUUGUGGAGGCUUUCAGGGAGAUGGGCAUGAACUUCUCCGCGCACGCAGAUCCCGAGCCCGACCUGCUUUUGGCAAUCCUGCGGCACAUCAGCUUGAUUGAGCACAAGAAGGAGUCCAGGAGGAUCCAAGCGAAGUUCGGCGAGACAAUGGAGAAAGCCAUCUCCCACAAAAUGGACCUGCACACGAAGGUGGACAGCUACACGGGCGACUUCUUCUUCAUUUUCCGCGUGGCCUCGCUCAUCAAGGGCUUGGCGACGGUCUUGGAUAUCCGAGCCCAGUUCCUGGAGAUCUUCAUCGAUGUCAGCCGGAAGGUCCUCGCUGGACCCCGUCCGCACCCAGCACCCCCAUUGGCGGCGCUUAGCAGUGCGGAGGCGCGGCUUGCCCGUGAAGCGCAUCGAGCCUUGCAACGCGGGGCUGUAGGCAUCCAAGUUGCCAGAGUCAGCCGUGAUGGAUCCGCGGUUCUCAACUUGGCAUUUGGCCACGUUGCCUACACCUCUUGGCAGCCACUCCAUCCAACCGAUCCCUUCCCGCUUCGUGGCACGGCGUUCAUGGCCACCCUGGUUGCAGCCUCCACUGCCCACGUGCUGAAGCGCAAAGGAAUCUCGAUGUCCGCGCCUGUGGCUUCCGCUUUGUGGACAAAGUUCCCAGCUCCAUCUGGGACCACAGUGGGCGAGGUGGUGCGCGGCGCAGGCCCAUGGAGCGAGGCGCCAACCGCGCCAAGCGCACGGCGCCUGGCAGAUCUUCAAGGCAUGCUGUCAUGGCUGGAGACAGCCCCGCCAGCGAAUGGUUCUUGUCCACCGUGGUGGCCGGCCACAGCGCAUGCCACAGCCUGCGCGGCGCUUCUCCGAAAGGUAGGGUCGACGCCCAGUGAUGCUUUGCAGUCCUUCUUUGCGCAGGCUGCGCGCCCCUUCUUCAAAGCUGCCAUGUCCCCCGUCCAGCUCUCAAAGCCGAUCAUGAGCGUGGAAAGCGCCGAAGUGGAAGCGGCACAGGAUGCCCUGGUCGCAUCGCUCGGCGCCGAUGAGAUGAGAUGCAUGCAUCUGGGCGAUGCCCUGAACUCAGUAGGCAGUUUCCUGAAUACCCGGUAUGCUCUUUAUGCAGUGCUGGCUGUGGCGGUGAUGUGCUUCAUGGGGAAGAUGGCCUUCACUCCCUCCCUCUCCUCGGGGUUCGGGCGCUCCGCGCAGACGGGCGAGGCAGCCCAGCAGCGAAGCCUCACCCAGCGCCACGCGGACGGCUCCUACCUGAAGCCAUUUGGCCCGGCUGUGUCCUACGCCAAGGCGCUCCGAGAAGCGGGCAUGGCCAAGAAGGAGGACGCGGCCGUGAUGGGAGACAUUCUGAAGAUCAAGGCCUUCUACGAGGAUGAGGCCAUUUUCGAGGAGCUGAGCUUGGUCCAGAACGACUUCAACCUCACGGAAGUGCAGCGCGCCGACAAGAUCAUCGACAUGGUCAAGCCGUUGAAGUCCUCGGUGGUGCCAAAGUUCAUCCGCUUCCUGGCCAAGAAGAUGCGCCUCAGAGGAUUGAAGGCCAUCUGCCUCGAGUACGUGCAGAGCGCAUACUUCACGGAAUCCGUGGCCCCGGUGAAGGUCACUUCUGCCGUGCGUCUCUCGGAGGAGCAGAAGAACAAGAUCAUUGAGAAGAUGAAGGUGAAGUGCGAGACGGACAGCAUCAAACUCAUCGAGGAAGUGGAUGGCAACCUCAUCAGCGGCUUCAAGAUCGAGUGGGGCUACGUCGACCCAGUGACCCUGGAUGCCCCGAGCCAUGGCGUCGACCUCACGCUGAAGAACAUCCUGAACAAGAAGGCUCUCCAGGUGGGCGGCCUGGUCGAGGCGCUCUAA